CACUAUAGGUAACUGCAUUGUACUUCAAUGUUAAUUAAUUAAGUUUAAAUUAAUUAAGUGCUGUCCAAAAGUUAAACUUUUUUAUUUAUUUAUUUAUUUACAAAAAUGGUACACUUUAGAGUAACAAGAGUAUAUCUUUCCUGAUAAAUGAUAUACUCCAUCUCUUCAACAUACACUUGUCAGUUUAAACUAAAGUGUCUCUCUUUUAUCUCUUAUCCACUCUCAUAAAAGUUCAUUGAUGCACAUAUCAUGCAUAUCAUGUGUUAUCAUGUUAUAACAUGACGUUUAUAUUAACAUUCAGUUCAACACUGGUCUUAGUGACAGUACUCUUAUCCUGCCUGACUGGGUCUCUUUCAUUUGUCUUUAUGCCUUUCAUUUUCUCUGCCUUUCAUUUUGCUAGUUAUUUUCUCUGCUCCUUCUCUUUCCUACUCCCUCCCUUCCGGUUCUUGCUUUUUUCUCACCCUCUAUCUCUCUUUCUGUUUCAGUCUCUCACUCCCCACAACCCCUCCCACUCUGUCUCUCUCUUUAUCUUUCCCUUGUACUCUCUGUUUCUCAGUCUCUUCUUCCCCCACCAUUCCCUUGCUUUUCUCUCUCUCACUCUUUCUCUAUUUGCAUCUCUCUUUAUCUUUCUCCCCUUCCUCCCCUCUCCCUCACUCUCACCCCCAUCAUUUUCUUCUUACACAUGUCCUUCAUCAACCCUCAUUCUACUUCUGUUUUAAUCUAUUUCUCCCUAUUGUAAUCGCAAAAUCAUUCAAUCUCUGACCCCCCCCCCCACACAUCUGCUUUAACAUUAAUAAUUAAGAGUGACAUCCUUAUCAGGCCACACAUGUCUCUCUCACUUCUAUCUGUUACCUUUUCCCCAUUUUUCAUCCAUCAGUCAUUACUUAUCUUUCACCUAGGUGUUUUUAUGCAGAUGAAUUAUUUGCUUUUGAAUAUACUUUUUAUUUAUAUAGAGCCAUAUUUUUACCAAUCAAGGUAACACAUUGUUAAACAUCAUAAUCAGCAUGAGGUUUUUUAUUCUACUAUUCGUCUAGUAAUUUGUGCUUUGUUUAUGUUUUGUUUUUUUGUUCUAGUUAUAUUAAAUUUGUAACUGCAAAUGCUCUAGCUUUAUUGCUAGCAUGUCCUCCAGCCCAACAAUACUACAGGUCUAUAGGAACUGCUGCAGAGAGUCUACGGAUGAGGAGCAGGCAGUUCCUCUGGUGCACUGCUACAAUGAAGUGAUGGGGAAUGUAGCGGAUGCUGGCACUCAGACUGAGCCCGUGGUGGUCCUAUCCCUGGCUCAAGCCGCUGUGCUGGGCCUCAUAUCUCAGAAUGAAAUCUUUGGCACCACCAUCGCACCUAAUGGCUUUUGCACUGGGGAGGGACGUGAAUGCCCCCCUCCACCCCCAGAGGCAGUGGAGUAUGAGUAUUCAGACCAGUUGAUUGGGGCAAAUGGAGACUACCUACCUGAGCCCAAUGGAGAAAAUAGGAGGCCAAAUGGACUUUUGGGGGUGGGAAAAAGGCGUUCUGGACCUCGGGGAAAAGGAAAGAGACAACAAAGUGAAAACAGUGAGGCAGCAGAACUGGCUAAGAAAUCCAUAGAUGUACAGACAUGGGUGAAAGGAGAGCGACCUGAGUAUUCAAGAUCCUGUUAUUACUCAAAGGUUCAUUAUAAUGACAGCAAGUCUGAAGUGUUGGAUCUUGCUCCCGAUAGACUGAUGUUAAAGGAGGAGCAAAAUAAAAGUAGCCCUGCGCAUGCAAAGGAGGCAAACAACUUACAGAAUGAUCCAGAUUCAGAAACAACGUCACGUGAUGCUAAUCACACACAGGAAUUAGAAUCAGGCAGCCAGCCUGAGGAAGAAGGCUCUAAAGAGGAGGGGCAUGACCAAAGAGCACUGAAUAUUAAGACACCUGAGGAGGAAGUGAGCCCUGUAAUGAGGCGCUACUAUGAAUCUAGUGUUUUGACCUAUGAAGCUGCUGAGCCAGAAAUGACACCAGCAGAAUAUGAUGAUGGUGUGCAGGUGGCAACAUGGGCAGAUGGUGAGAAUCCUGCAGUUCGCCGUGUACAGAUUGACCGCCUGGAUGUCAAUGUGCAAAUUGAUGAGUCAUAUUGUGUGGAUGUGGGUGAAGGCCUGAAGCGCUGGAAGUGUCGAAUGUGUGAGAAGUCGUACACGUCAAAAUAUAAUCUGGUGACACACAUCCUGGGUCACAGUGGGAUCAAGCCGCAUGAAUGUCUGCACUGUGGAAAACUUUUCAAGCAACCAAGCCACCUGCAGACACAUCUGCUUACACACCAAGGCACAAGGCCACAUAAAUGUACUGUGUGCAAGAAGGCCUUCACACAGACCAGCCACCUCAAGCGGCAUAUGCUGCAGCAUAGUGACAUUAAGCCAUACAGCUGCCGUUUCUGUGGACGUGGGUUUGCCUACCCCAGCGAAUUGCGCACACAUGAGGCCAAGCAUGAGAAUGGGAGGUGUCAUAUUUGCACACAAUGCACCAUGGAAUUCCCCACCUAUGCCCACCUCAGGCGACACCAGGUCAGUCACCAGGGGCCUGCUGCCUUCCAGUGUAGUGAGUGCCACAAGAGCUUUGCCUAUCGGAGCCAGCUGCAGAACCAUUUAAUGAAGCAUCAAAACAUGCGACCCCAUAUUUGUUCUGAGUGUGGCUUAGAGUUUGCACAGGUUCACCAUCUCAAGCAGCACCUGCUCACACACAAGGUACUAGCACAGCAGGCCUUCGAAAACAAGGGGAUGAAAGAGUACAAGUGUGACGUGUGUUCUCGUGAGUUCACCCUGUCAGCCAAUCUGAAGCGGCACAUGCUGAUUCACACCAGUAUGCGACCUUUCCAGUGCCACAUCUGCUUUAAGACCUUUGUCCAGAAACAGACUCUCAAAACUCACAUGAUUGUUCACCUUCCAGUGAAGCCCUUCAAAUGCAAGGUCUGUGGGAAGUCAUUUAAUAGAAUGUACAACCUACUUGGCCACAUGCACCUUCAUGCUGGUAGCAAGCCCUUCAAGUGCCCCUACUGCAGCAGCAAGUUCAACCUAAAGGGAAAUCUGAGCAGGCAUAUGAAAGUGAAACAUGGCAUUCUUGAUGUCUUGCCAGAUGGGCAAGACAGCCACCCUGAUAUGGAGGGCCAAGAGGACUAUGAGGAAGACAGCUUUGACUUCAAUGAAAGAGAAAAUCUGUCUAGCAACAACACACAAGAUCUGGCCAGACUGGCUGAGAUGGGCUAUUACAACUAUACAAAGGCUGCUGCUUACUACACCACAGCAUAAUGCACUUUGAGACAUUCAAACUCACCUCACCUGUAUUUGUAAGCCUCAAGGUUUUAAUGUGGACUAAUAAUGAAAUGGCUGCCUGGUGGUUGUGCACUGGUAUUUUGAUUACUCUUUAAGAGGAAAUUAUUUAUUUACUAUUGCCUCCAGAACAUUAGAGUUUGUAAGGUUCCAUGUAAACAUGAGUGUAAUUCUAUAUUUUUGUGUGAGUCAGUGGUUAAUAGUUUGAGGAAAUCAGCUGAAAUUUCCUAGUGGAUAAUGAUUUAAUGCCACUUCCCCACUCCAAAAGAAGCUUUUAAAAGUAAAAUCUCUAAGAAUAAUUCAGUAAUGUUUUGCAGCCCUCUAUACAGAGGCACUUAAGAGACAUCCCUUAUCCAAUUUGAAAUAUACAUGACGUGAUUUUGAACCAUCAAAGCUUAUACAAAAAUAUUAAAGAUAGUGCAAAGUAAUAAAUUGUACUUAAAAUAUUAUUUACAAUAAAAUAAAAAAAAGUGAUGAACAAAAUUAUUUAGUAAUAUCUAAACCAUCAUAAAAAUACUAAUAUCCAGAUAACUAGCUUGUUCACUUCUAGUAAAUCAUCCUGAAUUUGUCAUACGUAAACCAAGUGAGAUUUUAGUAGGAGGCUUGAUUUCCAGUCAUUCUCAAUUAAUUAUUCAACAAUUUAAAAAAAAAAAAAUUGUUCAUUAAGAGCAUUGUUAUGUGUCUAAAAGUUGUAUUGUAAUGGUGCCAUAUCAGACUUAGAUUUUGAAUAUUUCAAAGCCAUUGCCAUCUGAUAUACAUCAUUAGUUGAAUAAGGUGAAUACAGAGCUCAUAAUCAAAUGUUCUCUGAAUCAGAUUUUGAUUUAUUAUUAAAAACAAAAACUGUGAGGUGUGGAAAAAAUCUCAAUUUAUAUAAAGAGAAAUAAGAGAAAACUACUUAAAAAUGUUUUAAGAUUGUGGUGUGUGAAAUGACAUCAAUUCAUGAUAAUUUAUACAAUGCACAGUAUGCAUCAACAUAUAGUUAACUCACAAUCUGCCUACAAUAGUGCAGCUUCACAAAAAUGGGUAUUUGUUUAUUAAUAAAAAAAUAAUACUUGACACUUUUUUUAUUUUAACAAAUCUUCAACACAAAUUCAACAUUUAUGAAAACAUCUCUAGCACCCUCAAGUGGUAUCACAUAAACAUGUGCACCCAGUCAGCCAUAACUUGUGAAUUCUCCUUGGCCAGGAGACCCAAGUGAGUCAAAAUCUCACUUCUCUCUCCCGAUCAUUCACCAUGACAGACAAUUUUUCAAACCAAAGUUUAAAAACGUGGUUGGCUGUCUUCACAUUUGCCUCUGAAGCAGGUGAUAACCUUUGUUUUUUGUUCAAGUUUUAAAAUGUAAAAAAAAUUGCAAUAUUGCAGAAAAGUGUCUAGUGGCAUAAAUUUUUCACAGUAUGGAUAUAUUUCACAGAGGGAAUUUAUUGCCAUUUAAUUUAUUUAGUGCAAGCACGUUGGUAGUUUGCAGGGGAGUAGCAACUUCACUUUUAUGUUUGGAGCUACUACCAAACGCAGACACAGUGCAAAGAUAUUUUUCGGUGCAAAGAUAAGUUAAUUUAUGUCUUUAAUGAACAAAAAUUUUCGACAUGUUGGUUGACCAUAUGUGAGGAACACUAGUGACUAUAAACCACCUCUUUCAUCCAGGUAUCAUUACAGACACAGUUUUGUAUAUUACAUUUAUCAGACUUUUCCAUAUUUGGAAAGCACUGUACUAUUCUUAGUCUGAGAUUAUAUUAAAUUAUACUUGUAUGCUUUUAACAACAGACAAAGCAGCUUUACAGGAGCUGGAUAUACAGGGUGAAAUUAUGGUACCUCCUGCUUUCUAGAUAAAGCCAGAUUACAUGGUUAUUGCUACAUUUGUUCACAAAGAGCAAUGAAAAAUAUCACAUCAUUCCUAAGGCUACAUUUGGUUUCUAGGGAUGAAUGGCUUAACCAGGCACCAAACAUCUUUAUUACAACUAAAUUAAUUAUCCCUGUGUAACACUGUAUUCCAUCCAUUUUAAGAACUUAGCUGCUCAGUGAUCGUAGUCUGCAUUAGUGAGGUAGGACCAUAGAUGCAAGACAGAAUGAUUGUAAAAUUAAGCAGGAAAAAAAAACAUAAACAAAAAAAAACUGCUUUUCCAAAACACACCCACUGAACAGCCUCCUGGACAAUGUUGUUUUAAUAAGCACAAAACAGCUCAGAACAGACAUUUCUACUGUUUUAUAUGUCCUUAUAGCUCAAGGUUUGCGGCCAUGCUAAGCAAGGCCAGUCUUGUUUAAGUUUUUUUUUUUUAUAAAGCUUUUUUUUUAUUAUUUUUUUUUUAUUUGCACAUCAUUGUGAAUAUACUGUUGAUAAAGUUCUAUGUUAAAUGUUGUGCUCUGGACAACACUGUAUAUUAAUAAAUUUACCUUUAAAACUGA
Molecule: messenger RNA, 5678 nt
Organism: Tachysurus fulvidraco (yellow catfish)
Lineage: Eukaryota; Metazoa; Chordata; Actinopteri; Siluriformes; Bagridae
Gene: znf710a
Product: zinc finger protein 710a
Exons: 5
Coding region: 1119-3257 (712 amino acids)
Biological process (GO): regulation of transcription by RNA polymerase II
Cellular component (GO): nucleus
Molecular function (GO): RNA polymerase II cis-regulatory region sequence-specific DNA binding; DNA-binding transcription activator activity, RNA polymerase II-specific
Source: RefSeq, a predicted model, not a curated record